AUGUCACCAAGGUUGCUACCAGUUGCUUGCUGUACUGGAUGUGAAGAGAAGCACCGGAAAGCCAACAAGAGCUACACGGUGAAAAAGAUGCUAGCGAAUGAUGCUGCCGUGAUACCAACAUCAUUUAUAGGCCGUAUCAGUGCUCGUACCAGCCUUAUUUCAACCAGAGAUUACAAAACUACGGUGCAACUAUUAGAUGAUAACGAAACGAUCUGUCAAGAAUUCAAGAAGACAUCGAACGCCCAGUUUAUAUUAGAUUACGUGUGCGAAUGUUUGAAUAUUGUCGAAAAGGACUACUUUGGACUACGAUAUCAGGACCUUAGUAGACACAGGUACUGGAUGGAUCUCAACAAACAAAUAUGUAAACAAGUACGAGGUCCUAAUAUAUCUUUGCGGUUUCGCGUGAGGUUCUAUCCAUCGGAUGUGAGUAUAUUAAAAGAAGAAAUAACUCGAUAUAUGUUAUUUGUGCAGUUGCAAAGAGACCUCCUUCAUGGACGUUUGUACUGUCCCCAGAAUGAAGCAGCUGUACUGGGUGCGCUGGCUCUGCAAUCCAUAAUCGGUGAUUAUGAUGCAGAAGAGAGACCGGAAAAUUACGUUGCUGAAUACAAGUUACUUUUAAAGCAAACCGAAAAACUUGAAGAAAAGAUUGCUGAAUCUCACAAAUUGUUCAAAGGGCUUACUCCGGCAGAAGCGGAAAUGGAAUUUUUGAAGCGAGCAUCCAAACUAGACACUUACGGAUUUGAUCCAUAUACCGUCAUGAAUAAGCAAAAACAAACAAUGUACAUCGGAGUUACAUAUCGCGGUAUCUAUAUUUACCAUAUCAGUCGAAUGAUCCACCACAUCACAUGGAAUGAACUAGAUAAAGUAGAUUAUAUCGGGAAAGAGAUUAUGAUAACACCGGUGUCAUCUUACAUAUCGCCUUACUUAUCGUUUUCUGAGGAUGCUGAAGGAUUUAUUAAGCCCCAUAAACCGACAUGUGUGCUGAAAUUCCACUGUCCAUCAGCAAUGUUUGCGAAACAUCUUUGGCGUCAUAUUUUGUCACAACAAGCUUUUUUUACUGAAAAUGAAGCCAAGCAUAUUAAACCAAAGUUUUCGAAGCCGCGCAUACCCUUGCUAACUCGUGGUUCAACAUUUCGUUUUCCAACGUCAAGAGUCCUGCACGAAAUUGAAGUAGAAGGGCCUGGCAAACGCGAUGGACCUCAACCAAUAUUUACCAGAUAUCCGCUGCUCCGCCAAGUACCGCGACAACAUUUCUGCGAUAUCAAUAAUAAAUAUAACUCACUUCCAGUUGUUCGCAAUGAAGGGAAAAUCUCUGAAGAGUUUCCAGUGAUACCGGAAAAUGUGGAGGAAGAAAAGGCAAUAAGAUCACCCUCAAACAGUGCUAUGAUGAGUGCAGUGGAUUUAUUACCAACAGCCGAAACUUCAGCCGCUGCCGUUUCUGGUUCCGAAAAUACGUUUGGAACCUCUGAUUCUGGAGUGCAGUCGCCAGGUAAAGGCUCCUUUGAACAGAUGUUAGAUGCGGUGAAGCCAUUAUGUGCCAGUACCCCUACUGAAAAUCCUAGUCCUGAUCCCUGUACAAUUUUUACAACGACAACGAUGACGAAAAUAGAUAAUGUUGGAUGCGGCAUUAAUAGACAUAAAAGUCUCGAAAAAGUACAUGAUGAUAAUAUCCCUGCCACCAGCUCCCAACUUUUAAAUGAACUGAGACCUAUCUCAAAGCGUCCUACCACUUCGGUUACUGCAUAUGUCGCCAAAAUAUUCUUCUCAUUAUUGUUGUUUUGGCUUCUAUUAACUGCCGUCGCUAUCUCUCUAUUUGAGCGCGAUUCACCAUGGUUAGACUCUAUACCAGCCUUGGAUUCAGUGAGGCACGUGUUAUAUGAGCCGCUGCGGCAUUAUAUUUUGGCCCUGUAUGUUCGUCUAGCACAUCACUGA
Messenger RNA from Acanthocheilonema viteae, 1932 nucleotides. The record is from the annotation of a GenBank genome assembly. NCBI's taxonomy places the organism in Eukaryota, Metazoa, Nematoda, Chromadorea, Rhabditida, Onchocercidae.